Molecule: messenger RNA, 237 nt
Organism: Entrophospora sp. SA101
Lineage: Eukaryota; Fungi; Glomeromycota; Glomeromycetes; Entrophosporales; Entrophosporaceae
Source: the annotation of a GenBank genome assembly
AUGUCGGACAAUACGAACAAUCCUCGUGCAAACCAACCAAACCAACAAAACCAACAAAACCAAUCAAACCAAUCAGACCAACCAAACCAACCAAGACAACCUAACUAUCCUCCUUCGUUAACAGAUGCUCAAAAAAAAGCAGUAGAACAACCAAGAAAUGAAAAGGGUCAAUUUGAUAAAAAAGGCACUUCUAUCAAUCACUAUGAACGCUACCCAUACCAACCAUGGCAGGAGAUA